AACAAAGACGUCGCAAGGUGGGUUACAUACUCGACCACAUGUGCAUCCCUCGCAAAGGUCGCACGCUGGAAUGCUGGCUCCACAAAUCUCUGCAAAUGGCUCCGUGCAUGAUAAAUUCGCGAUAUAACGUAGUACAGUAUUUCCCGUAUUUAGUCAGUGAUUACAACAUUAAGGGUGUAAUGGACGUGGAGUGGUCAAGGUGCAUGUGGAAACUAAAUCAAGCUCUUGGAGGAAUAAGACGCAAUUACAAAGCGAUAGUUUUUAUAAAUGAGAAAUAUAUUGGCACCGAAGAAGACUUUCAAGUGUACUUGGCAUUUAACUUUUUGUUUACCAGAUUAGUACCAAAGACUUGCGGUUAUUUUAAACGGCUAUGCUUGGACCCCAGCGAUGGCUACCUAAACACGCCGGUGCACAGAAUUUCAUUCAACAGCGGUUUCAUACAAGCCGGACGCAAAACGAACCAAGGAGAUUUUUUCAAAAAAGAAAACUUCAAGCUUAAGCACGAUAGAAGGGGCGUUAUAUCGUUGGCCGGCCGGCAGACGUCCUACAAUGGUCCGGAAUUUGUAAUAAGCCUACAGUCAAACCCUUGGAUGGACGGAAAAUAUGUGGCGUUCGGGUGCGCUGUGGAAGGCGAAAAGACCCUUCGGGCUCUAGAAAGGUGGCCGGCCAUUCACGAGGUGCCCGUCCAAUCGAUUUCCAUAGGGCCCUGUGACCUGUUAAUCAGUCGAGAUUACUCCGAGUUAUCAGAAGCGGAAACGGCCGCAGACGUUAGACGAUUUUUGCGAUCCCUGAUCGACGGGACAUUGCAUAAGUCCAUGUACAUCCAGGUGUACGGUCAACCUGAACGAUGUCCACCCAAACUUACCGACGUGCAAUACGCGGAGAUGCUGACUCGAGUCCUUGUGUGCAGAGUAUGGCGAGUCAUUGAUCUACUACCGCCUCCUGUUGCAGCUGUGCCCUCGGCGAUCGACGUUGGCGAUCUAGGCGACGGUUCGGAAACUCUUUCCACGUCCAUACCGAGUAUCGCGUCCGAUUGGAAUGAAAAAAUUGUCACUCUGACACAAUUGGACGUACAAGACCCAAUGGACUAUAGACCAUAUAUUCAUGUUUAG
Molecule: messenger RNA, 1112 nt
Organism: Adelges cooleyi (spruce gall adelgid)
Lineage: Eukaryota; Metazoa; Arthropoda; Insecta; Hemiptera; Adelgidae
Exons: 6
Coding region: 39-1112 (357 amino acids)
Biological process (GO): protein peptidyl-prolyl isomerization
Molecular function (GO): peptidyl-prolyl cis-trans isomerase activity
Source: RefSeq, a predicted model, not a curated record